Neopsephotus bourkii (Bourke's parrot) is the source of this 1804-nucleotide messenger RNA. RefSeq names its product interleukin 7 receptor (gene IL7R). The transcript has 8 exons. Gene Ontology annotation, cellular component: membrane; external side of plasma membrane. The coding region runs from base 182 to 1579 and encodes 465 amino acids. Gene Ontology annotation, biological process: positive regulation of receptor signaling pathway via JAK-STAT; cytokine-mediated signaling pathway; hemopoiesis. Gene Ontology annotation, molecular function: cytokine receptor activity; protein binding. NCBI's taxonomy places the organism in Eukaryota, Metazoa, Chordata, Aves, Psittaciformes, Psittacidae. The record is from RefSeq and is a predicted model, not a curated record.
CAAGUAUCUUCAUACUGCUCCUGUGGCUUCCUGUUCUGCCACUAGUCAUCCUUGUCGGCAUGUUUACAUUUCCCCUUGACUGAGGUCUCUUUAUCAGGCAAUGGGCUUGUUCUGCAUCUAGUAUAAAGUAACCAAGCCCAGGUUUCGCACACACAUACUGCACACAUGCAGCGUGCUCAGGAUGACACAGACAAGUGCAGUAUUGAGCAUUUUUGCCCUGCUUCUUCACACCACUUUUGGGGAAAGUGGUUGCACUUCAGCAGAUGGUGAUGGGACUUUCGGAGAUGAUGAACCAGACAAUUUAGACAUUGAAUGCUUCAGCCAACUGGAAUUUAAGGAUUCCUAUAGCAGCCUGACCUGCAAUUUUACCGAGCUGCCUCCUCACAACACUAACUAUACCCUGGCCCUGUGUACCAAAGAAGACAGCAAUUACGUGUGCCUCAACAUGGAGAAACAAGAAGAUGUGUAUUUCUUACAAUUCACUGAUAUACUCUCAAAUAAAUACAUUUGCAUGGACUCUGAAAUGAAGAGAAGGGUCUGCAGGAGUCUGGUGGUAACUGACAUUGUUAAGCCUGAAGUACCAUUCAAUGUAAAUAUCACGUACCAAAAGGAGGCAAAUGAGUAUCUUAUUCAUUAUAGUACACCACACUCACGGAAGAAAUACUUAAGUGACAAAUUAAUACACCAAAUAGCCUAUCGUCAGGAAAAAGGUACUUGGCAGACAAUAGAGUCACCAUACCUUCAGGUAAAAUUACUGGGGAAAAACCUUGAAAAUGAUGCAUCAUAUGAGGUGAAAGUACGAUCGCAGCCCAACAGAGACUACUUUAAGGGAAUGUGGAGCGAAUGGAGCACUUUGAAGAGCUUCAGAACCACGAGGGAGCAACGCUCAACAGGGACUUACAGCAGUGUGGUUGUGGUUAUAGUUUCCAUCCUGGGAUUCAUGCUGUCCGUUGUCAUGAUUGUCCUGACCGUAACUUUUUGGGAAAACAGGAUCAAGCCUGCUGUGUGGCCAAACCUUCCAGAUCAUAAAAAAACGUUGGAGCAGCUAUGCAAGAAGCCAAAAAAUAAUUUUGAUAUAAGCUUUAACCCAGAAAGCUUUGGUUACGUUCAUAUCCAUAAAGUGGAUGGCAUUCGAGCAAAAGCUGAACUGGAAAAUUUUCUGCAGUCACCAACUGCUUCAGAGACAAACCUUCCAGAAAAAUUUAGGAACAGAUCAGACCUGAAGAUGAUCCCUGCAAUGACAGACAAAAGCAACUUAAGCCUGUCUGUGACUUACGGAGAAAUCUGGCCAGCUGAAGCCCUGCACAGACUCCUGGAUACAAGACAGUUUGCAGCCACUGAAGGAGAUGGUGACUCCAGCAGAUACGAGGUGUGCCACAGCAGCAGGAUGCCCCUGUGCCAUGAUGAUUUCAACCUUUCCUCUGCUCCUCCCCCACAUCCUUCCAGCCAGCCUGGACCACAGCCCCUACAUGGUGACACCAGUGACACCAUGUCCCAGAUGCUGCCUAACAGUGAAAUGAGGCCAUCAAACAACGAAGAAGCCUAUGUCACAAUGUCUACCUUCUACAGAGUUCAGUAAACCUUACAGGAAUGACAGCAUAUCUCUUUUCUCUAACACAAGCAGAGCACUGAAGCUUUCUGUUUUGUUUUCCUGCAUCCUGUGAGUUCCGACCUCUGCAAUGCACUGCUUGCAGUGCUUCACGGUACCUGCAAGGAAAUUGGUUCUCCCACAUUUCAGUGAUAAGUGGCCCAACUUCAGCUCUCAGUAUGCCAUUAACAAUCUCCACUGAGCAGAAAUUAAAUU